Neurospora crassa OR74A is the source of this 2710-nucleotide messenger RNA. RefSeq lists its product as hypothetical. Bases 542 to 2389 code for a protein of 615 amino acids. NCBI's taxonomy places the organism in Eukaryota, Fungi, Ascomycota, Sordariomycetes, Sordariales, Sordariaceae. Gene Ontology annotation, cellular component: membrane. The record is from RefSeq and is a predicted model, not a curated record. Gene Ontology annotation, molecular function: acetylglucosaminyltransferase activity. The transcript has a single exon.
UUUACUCCUUUUUUUUUUUUUUUUUUUGGUCUGUCAGUCCCCAGUCCUCCUCCCACUCAGACACUUACACUCGCUUGCCCCAACUUUUACUACCUACUCUCCCAGUCCUCCUUUUUCCCUUCCUUCCCUCUUUCUUUCUUUCUUUCUCUGUCCUUCGUUUUCCUUCCGUCUCGUGCUUCUGUCCCCUCCUCCAUCGUGCAACUCCGGUUCCUCUGCCACCAACGGAACAGAAGCAGCACGCCGGAUUCGUGCCACGGGGAAACAAGCAACCCGUCACUCGUACUCGAUUACAGGCCAUUACUCUCGUUUCAGGGCCACCACCGAGAUAUACCGACGUGACCGCCCGCCACCAUCGCUCGCCACCAGAGCCCAGACAGUCUCGGGCCAAAUCCCAUUUCCCUCGCUAUUCCUCCUCGAGACGAGACGAGACGAGACGAGACACGACUUAGGGAACCCUCUCUGUUCACCUAGUUCGUUGCGUCUUCCGCAACACGCGGUCGACCAUUUCAUACACAUACACAAGACACACACACACACACACAUGUCGAAAAUGGGGGCAACAAUAAUACCAGCACCCCACCGGUGCUUCAACAUGCGGAACCCUCUCGCCAAGGCCCUCGUCCUUUUCAUCUCAGUAUCCCUUUUCGGCACUCUACUCCUACAGCAGAGCGGAGACAUCGACGUCCGCGCAGCCUUCCUUAAGACGGCCAGCACUGCCAAGGACGCCGUAUCCUCCUCUCAACGACCACUCGGUGGCAACCACCCACAAUCAGGAUGGGGAGGAGACAGUGUCCAUACUCCGGUUGAGUUGACUGGGGCCUACCAGCCAGAUCAUCCCAAUGAGCUGGGCAACAUCACCGCCAACGGGAACAUGCACUGUGACUACGACAUGGACCGCUUGAGGGAAUGGAAGAAGAAAUACAAGCUUCAAGAUCGCUUCGAGUACACACGUCGCUACGUCCAAGUCUCGCGCCAGCCCAUCGCCCGCAAGUCUCUCACCAAGCUCGACCAGGACUUCCUUUCGGAUCACGUCAAGGUUGUCGACGUCAACAAGCACUAUCAGCCCGAGGCCUGCCCGGCUCCUCUCGUCGUGCCCGUCUCCCGCUCGCCCUACCCCUCGACCGCCAAUGCCUCCGACUUCAUGUUUGGCGUCUCCACCACCUACAAGCGCUUCGUCGACCCCAAGACCAACCCAACCAACGAGUGGAAGUACUGGCUUACCGACAACAACGGCUCAUCCAACGGCGGCAAACUCUUGCUGAUGCUCAUGGGUGCCUCUGACUCGGAAAUGGCCGACGUGCGCGAGCAGCUCACCUCUGUCGGAAUCGAUGUCGACGUCUACCGCUCUUCGCCCUCUGACGAAAUGGCCGUCCGCUAUCUGACUCUUGUCCCAACGCUGUACAACCACCCCCUCCGUUCCCAAAAGAAAUGGCUUGUGACGUGCGACGACGACACCUUCUUCCCCUCGUUGCACGCUCUGAUCGCCCAGUUCGAAACCUACGACCACACCAAGCCCAAGUACAUCGGCACCUUCUCCGAAGACUCUAACAACGUCAUGCGCCACGGAGAGCAAGCCUUUGGCGGCGCUGGCGUUUUCCUCUCGGUCCCACUUGCUGCCCUCGUCACUGAGAACUUUGCGCAGUGCAAGAGUCCGGAGAAGAUCAAGGAAGCCAACACGGGCUGGGGACCCCAGGGUGAUGUUUUGCUGAGGAAGUGCAUCUACGAACACUCGCCCGUCCGCCUCACUCUUUUGGACUCGCUCUGGCAGCUGGACAUGCUCGGUGAUCCGUCUGGCUUCUACGAGUCCGGCAUCCAACCCCUUUCUUUGCACCACUACCGCGGCGGAGGCUGGCACUCGGCUCUGCCCUUCCACUACACCAAGGUCUCGCACCUGUGUGGAGAGGAGUGCAUGAUGCAGCGCUUCAUGACGGCCGACGACUUUGUCAUCAGCAACGGCUUCUCGGUGGCGUAUUACCCUGAGGGCACCGACGAUUUGGAUUUCGACCAGCUGGAGGGCACUUUCCGCUCCGCGCCGGAUUAUAAGGGCUGGAACUUGGACUUCAAGUGGGGCCCGCAGCGCGCGGGUUUGGCCAAGACGGGGAGGAAGUUGAGCUGGGAUUUGCAAGAGGCCGAGAUCAUCUGGGAGGAUGACGAACAGAAGGCUGCAGAGGGGGGAAACAAGAGAGACCAGAGUGAGGAAGGGCAGGAUGAAUCUGCCCAGCAAGAGAAGAAGAAGAAGAAGGGAGAGAGGAGAAAGGUCAAGGAAGUCAGACAGAUUUAUGUCAGGAAGCAUGAUGAUUGGAGGUGGAAGCUGGCGGAUGGCGCGACGCCCAUGAGCCGGUUCGACGGCGUGGUGGAGCUUAUUUGGUUGCCUGAUACGAAGGAGUAAGCAUGUCGUGAGGAUAUCAAGAGGUGGCGGGAAAAAACGAUUAGCAAUAGUAUACCUUCUAAUGAUGAUGAUGCACGGGGAGCGAUAGAGACGGGAGAUGGGUUUGCACUGGGAUCAGGAUAGAUCAUUCCACAGGCAGAGGAAGGUACCUCUAUUUAAACUUUCCUGUUAAGAUUACAAUGUUUUAUUACUUUUAUUUGGACACAAUUUUCCAUCUUUUAUAACCACAAGUUACUGUCUGGACGUAUUGUCACAUUUUGGAUGUAUUCCGAACGUCAGCUUUCUACUUUGUACCCUCCUUUUAGUUGUGCAUGUCGAGUG